GAAACAACUGUAACUACGACAACGUCGCCAGAAACUACAACUACACCAAGAACUACUACCACAACACCUACGCCAGAAACUACAACGGAAAGCACAACUCCGCCAACAACUACAACUACAGUAAUUCCUACCACAACUGAAGAAACGAUUGUAACCACGACAACAUCGCCAGAAACAACUACAACAACGACAAUUACAACAACACCUGUGACAGAAACUACAACAGAAAGUCCAACUGUUCCACUUACUACAACUACUAAAAUUCCUACCACAACUGAAGAAACAACAGUAACUACGACAACGUCUCCAGAAACAACAACUACACCAACAACUAUUACUACAACUACAGCAAAAAUUACUACUACAACAUCUACGCCAGAAACUACAACGGAAAGUACAACUAUGCCACCCACUACAACUAGUAUAGCUCCUACUACAACUACAGAAACAAUUAUAACCACGCCAACGACACCAGAAACCACAACUACAUUAACAAUCACUACCACUACACCUCUACCAGAAACUACAAUAAAAAGUCCAACUCCGCCAACCACUACAACGACCGUAGUUCCUACCACAACUGAAGAAACAACUGUAACUACGACAACGUCGCCAGAAACUACAACU
Messenger RNA from Apis dorsata (giant honeybee), 627 nucleotides. Its product is annotated as integumentary mucin A.1-like. The record is from RefSeq and is a predicted model, not a curated record. The transcript has a single exon. NCBI's taxonomy places the organism in Eukaryota, Metazoa, Arthropoda, Insecta, Hymenoptera, Apidae. The annotation marks the transcript as partial.